AUGUCGCAACAGCAAGAGGGGCGCUAUCCGCCAGGCAUCAUGGUCGACCGCCGGCCACUCAUGCAGGAGUCCUCGGACCUCUCUGAGAGCUCAGACAACACGCCCGCCCUGCCUUCGCUCGGCUUCUCCAGCAACUCCCAUACUCUCGGGCUUACUACCCCGCCGCCUGCGCGACCGCACUACGCACGGCUACAGAGCGAUACCACCGCCGUCGGUCGCAACACACCAAGUAUCGUACAGGAGGAGGACGAGGAAGAAGACAUUGCAGACGGCUUCCAACGCGGCAAGGACAAUGGACUAGGCAUAGCAACAUCCCCUGUCGCGACAACGCAGACCGCCAGGCGCGUUAGCAUACAACCCAUCCCGCGACGAGCCGUCGGUCCUGGCCCCAAGAGCCCGCCCACCAAGAGCCCCGGCGCAUUCUCGCCUCUAGGCUCAGCCGACCCAUACUUUGGAGGCUUCCCCAAGAGCUCAAACGAGUCCACACCCGAUCUGCGACGAGACAGGUUCAGCCCCGAUGUUGGUAGAGCAAGUCCUGACGUCGGCACGUACGAAGAGUUUCGGCACGGCAUACUCAAGAACGCAAAGCAAAGCAACAGCAGCAUAAAUGAGUACGAAACAUACAUACAUUCCGCUGAUACCGAUGGACUCCGAGGAGGAGGCGCCGCUCCCUCGAUCAAGUCAGCAUACGAGAACGACUUUCGCCCAAUUCAUGAAUGCGCGACGACACGAGACUUUUACCACCCACGCAUCACCUGGCUCAAUUUGUCUUUGAUUGUCAUAUCGCUGUUCUCGUGCUUGUUCUCUGGCAUCUUCUUGGCCCUGGCUAUCCGUGCCCCUCAUUAUGGGCGGCGCAUUACUAGCCAUGGGCCUAUUACGCCCGCCGAUGCUAUCCUACUCACGACGGUCAUGGCCAAGCUUAUUGAGUUGUCUUUUGUGACGGCAUUUGUGGCUUUCCUUGGGCAGGUGCUUAGUCGGAGGGCGUUUAUGAAGGAUCAUGGGAGGGGGGUUACGUUGUCGGAACUUACUGCCGCUACUGUUCAGCCUAUGCUAAGAGAUGGUAAUUGGGAUAACGGCCUGGUUCUGGCUGGCCGUGUCAAAAGCGAUUUCGCAAACAUCAACUACCUCAAGGAAAUGUGUCAAACGCCCAUUCGAACCGACCAGAAAGCUCAAGGAGAAACUUGUCUACAGAUGGAACACGCUGGCCAAGGAUACCACAACUUUCAGCGCUACCUCUCGGAUUGGGAUCUAUCAGCCAGGAACGGCAACGGCACUUCAAUCCAGAAGCUACGACCGCAGGGCUUUGGGCUUCUGUACGAGAACACUACGGUCACUGGGCAAUGGAUCGAUAUUGUCAACACUACUGAGGUUUCCCAGAAGUACGGUAGGGUUAUCAACAAUGUGACAAUGGCAAUGCCUCAUUCAGGCGUGUUCGCUGCUGCCCGCGACCAAAGAAACGGAAUCCUGCAGCCUGAAGAGCUAAACUCCGAAGGAACCUACUCGUUGCGCGCUUCGGUGCCGUCACCAGUAUUGAACGUAUUAUGCGUAAACAUGAACAGGACCGAGCUGGAGCCUAUUGUAUACGACGCCUGGAACGAUGAGGUGGUCGAUCUUCUUUCUUGGGGAAACGUUCCCGGUAUCAGGGACAACGCGACCACAACCAACCAAACUGUGGUGGAUGACAUCUUCGGCUGGGACGUUAACGACACAACAACCACGAUGAACUGGCCGCCCGUCUUCGGCAAAUACCCCUUGCCUUUCAACACAAUCAUGAACCACACUAGCUUUGCCUGGGGACGAUCCGCAAUCUACCUGCUAGGACAAGGAGGACCAGAUGAUGUUGGCAUGGAUGGGACAGGCAUCUUCUCAUUGUGCAAAUUACACCUCACGGUGAGACCAGGAUGCAGUACACGUCAUAAUGUCACCGGCUCGGGCGCGACUAUGGAAGCGCUUUGCGAAGACCCCAACGACAAAAAGGCCUUCGUCGAGACGGGCGAAGAAGUCAGCGUCAAUACAAAGGGCGUGGCUAAUUGGCGCGACAUAGGUACUGACUGGUCCAACAGUCUGUCACUCGGCACAGGCCUCAUGGAUGCAAAUGCGAGUACAUCCAGACUAUUGACACAAUUGGUAUUGAAGCCUACCAAUCCGGAUCCAGAAAACCUUCAGGUCGACCUAAGCAAUGCCAUACCCAGUUUAGGGGAGGCCCUGGCUGUUUUGGCUGGAUGCACCUUGCUGUUGAGUAUGGUGGAUACGCCUUUUGUGACGUUCUGGAACUAUUCCCACCCUAUGCUCGACGAGUACCAAACGCAAUACUUCAACGCCUCGCUCAAAGCCCAACAAUAUGCAUCCGGGGGCAUGCCCGGCGCUUCCAAAGCAUGGGUACUCAUACUUGCUCUCGUCUUCGCCAUGAACGUCUUUGUCCUCAUCUACUUCAUCUUCCACCGCGGCCUGGUGACAGACUUUUGCGAACCGCCCAACCUCUUUGCCCUCGCCGUCAACUCGCCCCCAUCGCACGUCCUCGCCGGAUCUUGUGGCGGCGGCCCAGAAGGAAAACAAUACAUGGUAAACUGGUUUGUAAACCACGAGGGCAACCACUUAUACAUGGAGCCCGGCGAGAAAUCCCACCUCCUCGGUGGCCACGGCCACGGCCAGCCGCACGUCCACAUGCAUAGUCAUACCCACAGCCCACUCCAUGAAGCUCCACCAAGAGAAGGCAAAGGUGUGAAUGGCUUCUUCGCCCAGAUAGCCGAAACGGUCAAACGUAGAUUCAGUAUGAGAGAGCGUUCUGCGCCGACGAAGCUUCGGCCAGCUAGUGCGGUGGAGAGUCUCAGACCCCCUGUGACUGUGAGGCCCGGGAGUAUAGCGUCGGAUUAUGAGAUGGAGGAUGGGCAGACAAGGACGUCGAGGCAGUAUCAGAAGUUGGCGAAGAGGAGGAGUAUGCUCUGA
Molecule: messenger RNA, 2946 nt
Organism: Alternaria novae-zelandiae
Lineage: Eukaryota; Fungi; Ascomycota; Dothideomycetes; Pleosporales; Pleosporaceae
Exons: 4
Coding region: 1-2946 (981 amino acids)
Source: RefSeq, a predicted model, not a curated record